Molecule: messenger RNA, 3226 nt
Organism: Talpa occidentalis (Iberian mole)
Lineage: Eukaryota; Metazoa; Chordata; Mammalia; Eulipotyphla; Talpidae
Gene: CISD2
Product: CDGSH iron sulfur domain 2
Exons: 3
Coding region: 29-436 (135 amino acids)
Biological process (GO): autophagy of mitochondrion; regulation of autophagy
Cellular component (GO): intracellular membrane-bounded organelle; mitochondrial outer membrane
Molecular function (GO): 2 iron, 2 sulfur cluster binding
Source: RefSeq, a predicted model, not a curated record
GCGGGCGGGCGAGGACGCCGCCGCCGGGAUGGUGCUGGAGAGCGUGGCGCGCAUCGUGAAGGUGCAGCUCCCCGCCUAUCUUAAGCGGCUCCCAGUGCCCGAGAGCAUUACCGGGUUCGCCCGGCUCACAGUUUCAGAAUGGCUCCGGCUGCUGCCUUUCCUCGGGGUGCUCGCGCUGCUGGGCUACCUUGCAGUCCGUCCGUUCCUCCCGAAGAAGAAACAGCAGAAGGAUAGCUUGAUCAACAUUAAAAUACAGAAGGAAAACCCCAAAGUGGUGAAUGAAAUAAAUAUCGAAGACUUGUGUCUGACCAAAGCGGCGUACUGCAGGUGCUGGCGCUCCAAGACGUUUCCUGCCUGUGAUGGGUCACAUAACAAACACAAUGAAUUGACAGGAGAUAAUGUGGGUCCACUAAUAUUGAAGAAGAAAGAAGUAUAACAGUGAUGAGUUAGGAUUGAAUUCAAUUGUGCGCCGUAAACUCCUACAAUAUUUUUUCCUUUUUUGUGUAUUGAAGAUCUUUAAUGUGGUAGUUUUAAUUAUUGCUACUGGUUGAUAAUUAUUUCUGCCAAUUAAUUUUUGUGCUAUAGUAUGGUUUAUAUUUGCUACUUUGUAUAUUGUCAUUUAUAUAGAAAUUAAAUCAUGCAGCCCUUGUAUUCUGACUUGAAAGAAUUCAUGUAUACCUUCCUAUAAUAAAACCAAUACUUGUAAUUUUAAUUAAUUGAGAAAAACCUAAGUUUUUGACAAUGGAUCUACGGCUAUUCCUUUGAAUAUCAGUAUUUUCAACAGAAUCUAUACUUUAAAAUGUUCUCCCUUUGCUAUUAAAUAAAUUAUUUUUCAGAUUUCUUCUGUUUCAAUCACUUGAAGUGUUUUUUUCCCCCUUUCUGGCCUCCCACACUCUGCUCUUUUUGGAUCAGUAAGAAAAACAUUGCUCUCAAGAAUGACUUGAGUCUUUAAAGAUGAACUUUAUGCUUUGUGUAGAUUGAUAUCUAAUGUGAAUUUCUCAAUUUCAGACAAGAUGUGAACUGGAUAUAAAAGUUCCAGUAAGAAACCGUUAUUUAUAUUAGAAAAGACUUGUUUUCUUCCUAUGAGACUUGUUUGUGUCUGUGCGGUGUGUACAUUCAUCUGUCUGACUCAUAACAGCUGGAGGGGCGGCAAGAGCAUGCCCACUUCAACUCCUGAAGGUCAACCAGAAUAAAGCAUAUCUAAAUUCGUGUUAAAACAGUGAGCUCAGCGUUCAAAACUGUGUUUUAUGAACGUUGUUAUCUUUAUGGCAGUAAACCAAUGAAGCCUAAAAUACCUUUGCAAAAUAGAUUUUUUGAAGAGUCUUCAAAACCUUUGUAUAAUUUUUGGCCUGACAGCCUGUCCGUCUCAUAUGAACAGCUGUCCUCUCUCCUGUCCAGAGGCACUUCCUCUGCCGCCUGGCCUGGAGGAGGACACAGCAGACAGAUGCUUCCCCCCAGAAGCCCUCAGCGCCUCAGCUACAUGCCCCAGCUCUGCCCUGAGCACGGUGCCUGCGAGUCUGACUGUUACAUGUGAUGUCAAGAACUGCUGUUGUGUGAACCUGACUUUCUUGUGACGAACAGCAGGAAUUUUAAAGUUAGAAUUUGAAACAUACUUGUGGUUUCUUUGAGAAGUUUUACAUGGUUCACAUCCAAAACUGUUGCCUCUUCUCGUCCAUGAGUAGGGAGAUUGGUGUGUGUUGCUCUGGCUUUGCUUCUGGGUGUUUUUUCCUAAGACCUUUUCAAUACCCUUAAAGGACUUCACUGUCAGGAAUAACAACUUCUUUUUCCAUGGCUGAUCUCAAGACUUUGGGAAAAAUCCUCCUUACCAAAAGUGGAUAUCCUGUCCUGCACCAGGAAAUACUUUUCUUUUAAAAUCAUUCACUACAGCUCACAACAUGUUUUUAAUCAUAUGCUGGUGCUUCCCAUUCUUAAGUUACACAAGAGAAAGUAAAAUUUCUCCUUCAAACUAAAACAAAAUUAUCAACUUUAAAUUUUGCCAAGUGAGAAUAUUGUAAAAACUGAAAACUUUAUCAAAGAUUAUAAAUACCCCAAAAGUAAGGAUUAUACAUUCAGAAUAGUUUUUCCACCCUGCAUUUUCAAUUGUUAAAAUAUGUUGAACAGCUGUGCACAGUAUUUUUCCACCUGUGCAAAUUUUUCACAAGGGGUAGUAUCAGUUGCUGUCAUUUCUCUGUAAAUUCAGAAUUUACAUGUCUGCCUUAAAUAACUGCAUCUGUAUUGAUAUAAGAUACGUUAGCUCUUUAAAUACAUAUUUGGGGUUUCUAGAAGCUUCUGGAAAUAGCCCUCGUGUUUCCAUGACCUGUUGUGAAGAAUUGGUUCCCCUUUCCCAGGAAACUAGUCACUGCCUCAGCAAGUAAGCUUUAUGAAAAAAGAGGCAUCCAAACUGUUGCGCAAGCUUGAGGUAUUAAUGAUUCAUUCAUGUGGGUAGUUAUGCAAUUUGUACUGUGAAAAAAGCCCAUUACAAUUAAACUUUGAAUUCAAUGUCUCAUCUGAAGAUUCAUUAAAACUACUCUUGUGUUUUGUAACCUAAUCUGUUAAUGAAUUUAUAGGAAGCUAAUUAUACCAACUGCUUAUCUCUAUGUUCAACUUUGCUGCAAUCCCAGUCUCUUCUCCCCAAAGACAGGGUCUUUUCUCCAGUUUAACAAGGUUCUUAAAUCAUGGGGGGUAUUUUAUUUACUACUUACCAGACAUCUCACUGUCCUGCACCCUCUCGGACCCAGAUGUAGACCAUCAGGUAAGUCACCAUUGCUCACCAGCCUGACAGAGGAGCUGUACGUGGUAUCCCUCUGUGGGGCUAAGCGUUCUCAUGUCGCACCUGAUUCUAACCAGGUAGGCCAUCUGAUUUCUGCUUCUGAACAAGGUGCAAGAAUUGAAAGGGUCCUGCAGAGGCAGGUAAACAAUAAAGUCUGACAGCUGACAGCAGGAGAGGGAACCAAAAACUAAACUGAAUGUGUUACAAGCAGAGCCCCCAAAAUCCUACCCACCACUGUGGACGAAAUCAUACUGGGGUGGUUUAGUUUAAAUCAAGGUAAGAUAUACAGGACAUUUAAGAAGGCCAGAUAGCUGUUGCAUUUGGGGACACCAAUUUCCACUUCAAGUAGUUAAAAGCUUGGUACUUAAAAUGGGUUAUCCAGGUGUAAAAUUUGUACAGAAAAUACCCUGACACAUUCCUUGAUAUUUGGAGGCUUUUCCAUUAAUAGAAAAUUUU